AUGAUGCAUGGUUUAAGUUUGGACCAACAAGAUCGUGAUCCUAUCAAUCCUUUGACACAAUCCAAUCAAAAACAAACCUUUGUUUGCUUUUUUGUUGACCAAGAUAUUAUAAUAAUAUAUAAUCAAUCAAUCAAUCAAUCAACCAACAGUCUUGGAGAUAUUGUUAGAUUGAAUUCUGACAAAUGUGUGGAUUUGGGAUGUGGAUUCUCUAUGCUUUUGGGUGAGACUCCAUUUCCAAAGGAGAGUGAUGAUGUCAUUGUAUAUUCGUCGAAUCCAGCCAUUCCAAAGUUGGUCGUUCUGUCACAGCAUUUGAAUGUCAAGUCUCUUAAUAUAUCGAGUGGCUAUCUAAAGAUGGAGCAAGGUGCAUCGAUAAACAGUCAGUCCGAUCUACUCAUAGGUGAUAAUGCCGGCCUGGAGAUUGCCGGCUCUGUAUUUGUAAAUUCAUUGCUAAACUGCCGAGGUAUUCUAUCGAUAAGGAGUGGUAAUCUCUCUGUGAACGGGGUCAUCAAAGUGAGUGGCAACUUCUCAAUGUAUAGCGGAUCCAUUGAGACUGUUGACCUCCAAAUCAGUGAGAUCAUCGAUGAUUUCACAGUGUUUUAUGGCGGUUCUCUAAAGAUAUCGGGAACGGGAACGGUCGACUCGUUGUUGAUGAUGCGAGGAAAUGCUCAGUUGGUAAUAAACUCGGGAAUUGUAAAUUUCUACAAUGGUCUGGAGUGUAAAGAUAAAACAAUGAUCAGUAUCAACAGAGGACAACUUCAUCUUGGUGGUCAUGAAGAAUGUCUCAUUACAUCAUCGCUGGUUCUCGGUGCAGAAUCGGUUUUGAAUGUCAGCGCUAGUAUAGCCAGACUUCGUGGAUCCAUCGUUAAUAAGUUCACUGCCAGUAAAAUUGUUGUUAGCCGAUAUGGAAAGCUGGAGCUAGGUGGAAAAACUAACCUCUUGUCGAAAGUGACUUUGGAGAGAGAUGCAAUAUUCUCUGUUUGUAAAGGAACCUGUAGCCUGACAUCGAUGGACACCGAUCCAACUUCACUCAUUCAGAUCGACGAUAACGGAACACUUAAUAUGCUUGGAAAGUUCAAUAUUAAAUCAUCGAUAGAACUGCAGUCCACUGGACAGUUAGUUAUCGAUGGUACCACCUCCAUCACAGGUAAUAUCACAGAUACCACUGGUGCCAUCAUUCAUUUGCUCGGAGGUGACUUUACAUUCUCGAACAACUCGCUAUUCAUUAUUAAAUCUGAUAUUCUAGUUGACAACAAGGCUUCUCUCUCGGUUUCCGGAAACAUAUCACUCUAUGGAAAUCUAGUAUUUUCAGAUUCAUCGAAUCUAGCGAUUGCGCCUGAAUCCAUUGUCAAUUUCGGAGGUAAGAAUACAAAGAUUUUGGUGGAUAUCAUCUUGCCAACUUCGUCCCAAUUGAACUGCCUGGCGAAUUCCACCACCAAAAUUCAAAGAAUCACCCAGGCUGACCUUACUUCAAAGAUUAGCAUCGACCAUUUGGCAACACUAACCAUCGGUGAUGGCUGUACUAUAUUGACACCGAUUAGACUUCAUGGAAACUCUAGUUUAUUCCUAUCAGGAGAUUCCAGUGUUUCGUUUAUCAAUGCAACCACUAUCGAUGGAUUCCCAUUGCCACUCAUCUAUAUAAGCGAUUGUAAAUGUAAUCUCAAAGAUCAAAACUUACAGCUUGGUAUUUUCACCAUUGAAAGAUCCGAUGUUCAACUGGUUGGAAAAAUAGAUAUCCUAGAGAUGUUGAUGGGAGAUUCAGAAUCAACAAUUAGUAUUGGCGCGAAAUCCGUUGUAUCAUUGCUUGGCGAUGGUUCUACCAUUGAUUCAUCGAUAAAAGUAAUGUCUGGAGGAAAGUUGCUUAUCGAUGGUAGCACCGAUCUAACUGGAAUCAACGUUGAAGAGGAUGCAUAUUUCGCAGUAAAUAGUUCGGCCAUUGUCAAUAUCGAUGGUGAAUGUUCAUUCGGUUCACCAUUUAUUGCCACUGGAACUGCCAUAAUCAAUUUGAAGACCGGUUGCCAAUUCUUCCAGGGUGUCAUCAUCCCAAACAAUUCGACUGUCUUGAACAUCUAUGGAAGUCCAGGUGGUGAUAAUGUAUUCUUCUAUGGUAAUACCUCUAUUAAAUCACCGGUUACCUGCGGAUCUAUGGGACAUAUCACCAUUCCACCAGAUGCCAAUUGUCUGUUUAAUGGAGGACUUUCACUCUCGGAUGAUUCCGAUUUUAAUAUUAUUGGAUCGACCUGUACCAUUGGUAAAUCAUCUAGAAUGGUUGGAAGAACCAUCCUUUCGAACUACUCCACUUUGAUUACUGAUAGUAGGUGCCUCUUCUACGGUGGUAUCCAAUCGCUUGACAAGACAAUGAAUAAGCUCAUUGUUAAAUCUGGCUAUUGUCAACUGGAUAUUGAAAGCAAAAUAAGUGGAACCGUCGAGGUGAAUACCGAUGCCAUCCUCUAUGUCAAUACUCCACUAACUGUAACCGGUGGUGUUACCAACAAUGGACUGAUUCAAGUGAGUGCAAUGUUUGAUAUUACAGGUUCUUCUUUUCUUCAAGAUUCAAACGAUGCCAGGCUGGUUCUCAUUAAAUCACAAAUAUCAGCCAAAACCGUUACAAUUGAAUCAGGUCGAUUACUUGGAGAUGGAACCGUUGCAACCACUCAUGGAUUUACGAAUGGUGGAGUAAUGGAAGGUGUAUUCAAAAUUGGUGAUAAACUGCCUAUACUAUCAGCAGGUGGACUCUCUGGCAAGCUAUCAUUAGCAGAUACCAACUGUUCAAGUUCAUUCCAACUUUCAGCUUUUGGUCCAAUCUAUAAUUUAGUUUAUCAAAGCAUACCAAAGAGUUCUAUCGCCAAAGAACAACAAUCAACUGGAAACACUUCCAUCAAACUAUCGAUUUCUAUUAAUAUAUUAAUAUUAUCUUUACUUUUAUCAAUAUUAACAAUAUAA
Heterostelium album PN500 is the source of this 2940-nucleotide messenger RNA. RefSeq lists its product as uncharacterized. The record is from RefSeq and is a predicted model, not a curated record. NCBI's taxonomy places the organism in Eukaryota, Evosea, Eumycetozoa, Acytosteliales, Acytosteliaceae. The transcript is spliced from 4 exons. Bases 1 to 2940 code for a protein of 979 amino acids.